Cucurbitaria berberidis CBS 394.84 is the source of this 3942-nucleotide messenger RNA. RefSeq names its product DEAH-box RNA helicase-like protein. Gene Ontology annotation, biological process: maturation of SSU-rRNA from tricistronic rRNA transcript (SSU-rRNA, 5.8S rRNA, LSU-rRNA). Lineage: Eukaryota; Fungi; Ascomycota; Dothideomycetes; Pleosporales; Cucurbitariaceae. Bases 18 to 3749 code for a protein of 1243 amino acids. The record is from RefSeq and is a predicted model, not a curated record. Gene Ontology annotation, molecular function: RNA binding; ATP binding. Gene Ontology annotation, cellular component: nucleolus; intracellular anatomical structure. The transcript is spliced from 2 exons.
UGCAAAACCAGCUCAACAUGCCGCCGAAGUUCGUCCCUCGACAGCGCAAACACAAGGUGAUAGCGCGACGAAAGCAAUCACAGAGCAACGAUGUCGACGCCAACACAGCAGAAAUUCUUCCCGAGGAGGAACGUAUUCGAGCGGACAAGAAGAAUGCGCUGAAGGCGGACUUGCUGCGAGAAACGCAGGGCAAAAUAAGCGGGAAGAAGAAGAAGCGACUCGAUAAAUAUGUUGAUACCAAGCUCAAGCAAGAGGAGAACCGUGAGCUGCUGAAGAAGCUCGCUUCGCAAAAGGUCGACACUAGCUUGUUCCAGAGCUCCAAGAAACUAGGAAGCGGAGCAGGUUCCAAGAGGGAAAUCCUGAGGAGAGCGCUGGCCGAAAGCAGAGCUGGGAUAGAUAUUGAAAAGAACGAAGGCCUCCUGCUGGAGGAACGCGAUCUACAUGAGCCGGCAUCCGAAAGCGACGAUGCACCAACCACCGGUACGCAGUCGGUGCCAAAACCGAAUCCCACCUCGAAACCCACGUCCCGCAUACGAGAUCGAUCAUCCCCAGAAUCUUCGCAGCAAGCCGAUACUACAGCGCCGAUACCUGAGCCCUCUGCGACAUCGUUACCGGCUACUGGGCUGUUUGGAACUGGACUGAAGCGGCCGUUAGAAGUGGAUGAGUCUGGUAAACCUGUCAUACAAGUACGAAAACGUAGAAAGGCAGCAUCUAAGCCGGUCGUGAUCGAGCAAGAGGUGCAAUGGGAAGGCUUCAGUGCAGGCGAGGAAGACGAGGAGUCAGAAGAAGAGAACAUCGAAGGAUCUGAGUCUUCCAGCGCAGAGUCAAGAGGAUCUGACCCUGGUUCUGAUGAGGAAGAUAUAUCGGCAUCCGACCCUGGAGACUCAGAGGGCUCGGAAGAGGAGGGCUUAGAGGACGAGAGCGACGACGAGAGCGAGACCAGUUUCGAUGAAGAUGCUAAGGUGGCGAAAAAGGAAAGAACGUCAGCUUUCAAAGCUUGGGCAACGCAGCAAAGAAACGAUGCAAUAGGAUUCGUUCCAACUAAUAAUCUCUCACAGGCGGUAGCACCGAAGCCCGCAAACUUCAAGCCUCGAGCGCCUGAGCAGGAUCCGCUACCACCAGAGCUGGAAACGAAUACUGCCACCGAUGCAACAAGAAAGGCAUUCAGCGUCAACGUCGAUCGUUCGCCCGAGAUACAAGAGUCAAGAUUACAGCUUCCAAUUGUAGCCGAGGAACAAAAGAUCAUGGAGGCGAUACACAAUAAUGACGUGGUAGUCGUCUGGGGAGCUACAGGUAGCGGCAAAACCACACAAGUACCGCAGUUCCUCUACGAGGCAGGAUACGGUGCAGCAGACGGACCCACACCUGGUAUGAUUGGAGUCACCCAACCGCGACGUGUGGCUGCAGUCAGCAUGUCUAAACGUGUUGGAGACGAGCUUGGCGAUCAAAGCACCAAGGUGGCCUACCAGAUACGCUUCGACACAUCUACGAGUGCCAAAACCGCCAUCAAAUUUAUGACAGACGGAGUGCUCUUACGAGAGAUCACUCAAGACUUCGUACUAACCAAGUACUCUGCGAUCGUCAUCGAUGAGGCCCACGAGCGCAGUGUGAACACGGACAUUUUGAUUGGCAUGUUGAGCCGAAUCGUAGACCUUCGAGCGCAAAUGACCAAGGAGGAUCCGAAGGUUAAGCCUCUUAAACUGAUCAUUAUGUCUGCAACCCUACGCAUAUCGGAUUUCACGGAGAACAAGCAGCUAUUUAGGAGUGAGCCUCCGCCAUUGAUCAAGGCAGAAGGCCGACAAUACACCGUCACAAACCACUUCGCUCGACGCACUCAGCGGGACUACGCUGAGGAAAUGUACCGCAAAGUGUGCAGAGGACACCGCAAAUUGCCGAAGGGUGGUAUGCUUAUAUUUCUCACUGGCCAAAACGAGAUCUCACAUCUGGCGAAACAGUUGAAGCAGGCCUUCUCCUCAACACAGGGCCAAGAAGCAAAGGCUGGGAAGGUCUUGAUCUCCCCAGCUGACACACCGUUGGAAACAGAAGACAUCGAGCUAGGGUCUAGUGCGAACAACUUCGAAGACGAAGAUGGAUCGGACUCUGAAGACUCAAUCAUAAUGGGACUCGACAACGAAGAUGACAAGGAGUUCGAAAUUGAAGACGAGAAACCAGAGGAAACUGUCAUGAAUGUGCACGUGCUACCUCUCUACUCUCAGCUACCGACAAACCAGCAAUUACGCGUAUUCGACCCCCCACCGGAUGGCUCUCGCCUCAUCGUUCUCGCGACGAACGUCGCAGAGACUAGUUUAACCAUCCCCGGUAUCCGAUACGUCUUUGACUGUGGAAGAGCGAAGGAAAAGAAAUACGAUCUCGUGACUGGCGUGCAGAGCUUCGAAGUCGGCUGGAUUAGCAAAGCGAGCGCCAAUCAGAGGUCCGGUCGUGCGGGUCGCACUGGGCCUGGUCAUUGCUAUCGCCUGUACUCUUCUGCUGUCUUCGAGCGGGAUUUCGAGGAGUAUGCCGCUCCAGAGAUCUCGCGGACCCCACUAGAGGGCGUGGUGUUGCAGUUGAAGAGUAUGGGUGCUCCGGUUGUCAACUUCCCGUUUCCAACCCCACCCGACCGGGAGAGUCUACGGAGAGCUGAGAAUCUGCUCUCAUAUCUGGGCGCGUUAUCUCCAGAUGGAAAUGUCACGAAGCUUGGUCAUGAGCUAUCACUAUACCCUCUUAAUCCCCGGUUCGCUCGCAUGGUGGCCAUGGGUGUUGCGCAGAGUUUGACUGCUCAGACUAUCGCCCUAGUAGCCGCACUCUCUGUACCAGAACUCAUCAUCCCAGAGAACAAGCUUGGGUUACGAGAGCCACCGAAGAAUCCUGACCCAGAAGCUAUCCGCACCGAGCAAGACAAUGUCGAAGCCGAAGAGCGCUCCUACCUCCGAAAAGCCUACAACGCCGCACAAGCAAAGUUAGGCGUCAACGCAAAGCAGAGUGACUGCAUUAAAUUCAGCAAUGCUGUCUGUGCUUACGCCUACGAGCCAGACUCGCAGCGCUUCUGCGAAGACAUGUUCCUCAAUGCCAAAGCCAUGAACGAAGCUAGCCAGCUCCGUCAACAGCUCACCAAUAUCGUCCGCGCACAUCGACCAACCGCUAUCGGAUCGUACAACGCAAAGCUACCUGCGCCGUCGGAGCGGAACCUCAACCUCCUCACGCAGAUCUGCGCAGCAGGGUUCAUCGACCAGAUCGCAAUGCGUGCAGAUCUCGCACCCGUACCACCCGAGCUUUCAAGGAAACCGAAGACAGCCAUCGACGUCCCAUAUGUCACAUUAUUCUCCUCGAACACAGCGCGCUCAGACGAUCCAAACGAGAACUAUGUCUUCCUGCACCCUUCCUCGCUCCUCGCACGUACUCCGCCCGCGAAACUUCCUGGUUACAUCGUCUAUAGCCACCUACAGCGUGCAACUUCGUCGACUAUCAACGGUACCAGGACACCGAAAACGCGUAUGCAUCCCUUAACGCCUGUGACAAGACCACAGAUCAUCAACAUCGCUUUGAAUACGCCGCUCCUGCAGCCAAGUAAGCCCAAGGGCAAAAUUGCAGAACUGCCACGCCAGAGCGGAGUGCCUGACAAGCGCGAGUGCGAGGUGGAAUUGAGCCUCAUGGGCGAGAAAGGUAGCCAAGGUUGGGGGCUGGGUGUGAGGCGAGUACUGCAACGAAAGGAAGCUAGUGGGAGGUGGGUUAUUGAAAAGAUUCUCGGGUAGAUCUAGUGCUUGAUGGCUUCGUGCCUCUUUGUAGUUUCAGGUUUGGAAAUAGAGAAGGGUUGUGGGAGUCUAACGUCGAGCGUCUGUGGUGUAGAGCUCGGGCGGGAAAAUAUGUUGAAUUGAAAGAUACCCUAUUCUCCGAGAUCUAUGUAUUGCCAUUUCGUUCUUCUUUUGUCCCAUCUCAAAUUUCAAG